Messenger RNA from Fusarium odoratissimum NRRL 54006, 1866 nucleotides. RefSeq lists its product as uncharacterized. The coding region runs from base 561 to 1526 and encodes 321 amino acids. The record is from RefSeq and is a predicted model, not a curated record. The transcript has 3 exons. NCBI's taxonomy places the organism in Eukaryota, Fungi, Ascomycota, Sordariomycetes, Hypocreales, Nectriaceae.
CAAAAACAGGCCUCGUUUGAUAGCCUCAGAAUAUUCAGACGCUAUGAGACGGCCCAGCCCGCCUCCAUUUCCUUGUUGGGCUCCGCACCGUGCCCCCGGUCUUCCGGCAUUUCUCCCCGGAGCCCCCGGCCAGAUCCACAACGACAGCUCCCGCCAAACCAUGCAUCCGCACCGCCAUUCGAGGCCAGAAAGGUUUUUGCUGUACUUAACCUGAAAGCGAGGCGACAAUUUUGAGAUGUGACGAUGACAGCUCAGGUUAGGCGAGCGAGCGUGUUACUGACAAAAAGUUGAGAGCCAACAGCUGACGAUUCUGUGGUUGUGUUUGGGUAAAGCACGCGGCCGUAUCCAAACGUUUUGAACAAGGCACAAGCGCAUCAGGAAACGGGUGAUCACCUUCAUGUAGUACGACUCCCUGUCUGCAGCAAGGUGAUUAUUCAAAAACCAAGGUGGUUGUCUUAUACAAGCUGCAUGGCCAAAUCCGCCACCUUCAACCCGACCCCAGCCAAUUCUACCAUUCUUUCUUUUUCGAGUCCCUAAACACUUCUUACAUCUCGUCGAUCAUGACGGUUUCAAAGCUCAGGCAUUACAACUUCGGCGUGGAGAUCGAGGCUGUGGUAAAGCCUUACGGUGGUGCUGAUAGCUUUACCAAUGUCGACUGGUAUCGACAAUUAGCACAGAAGCUACGGAACCGCAACAUCGAAGCUGUGCACGAUGACUGUUCAAAAUACAGCAAGCAUCCGGAGUACUACGGUGGUAAAUGGUUCGUCACUAGAGAUGGAUCUUUGAAGAGAGAGCGUCCCAUGGUCUGCAUGGAAGUCGUUUCCCCUCGUCUAGAUACCAAGCAACAUGUCAGCGGCAUACUUGGCGACUUUUGGGAAGCGAUGCGUGUACACUUCAGUCCCCAACGCGAUAUCUCCUGCGGCGGCCACGUCCAUGUCACUCCCGUCUCUGGUCAGAACAAGUUCUCCCUACGUGGCCUCAAGAAGAUUGCGUUUGCAUCUGCUGUUUAUGAAGAAUUUGUGGCAGCUGUCCUCCCCAAAGCCCGCCGAGAAAAUCAGUACUGUCGGCCAAACAGUCAAAGCAUGGGUUCUGGGUUGCGUGAAACGCUGAUACGAUUCGGUAAGAGCAAGGGCUCACUUCUCCAAGUCGCAUCAGAAAUCAAGUCAACGACAUCCGAAGUGGAUUUGUGCUACUAUAUGCAGGGGAACCGAUACGUGCUAUGGAACUUCCAGAACAUUUUCCCAAACCCCAAGACAGGGAAAUGUACUGGCACGGUUGAAUUCCGGGGGGGCAACCAAUUCUUAAGUACGAAGGGGACUCUUGCUUGGGUGGCAUUCGUCAUGGGAUUCAUCACACUGGCCCUGGAGGAGGAUCUUCUCAACAAGCUUACUACGUAUACUUCGCCCGACGACCCAAAAUUCCAGGCACGUCUCGAAGACUGGUGGAAACGGAUACGUCAAGCGGCUAAGCAAUCAAAACUUUCUCGAUAUCUACCCUUGGAGUACAUAAAGAUGCACACAAGAUAACCAUAUGGCAUGACAUUUCUGCCAGGACGACGACAGACCCGACCUCAUACCGACCUUGGGUUCAGGGUAUAUGUUCUUUGGCUUACUAUGGGAUACAGUUUUGGGCACAGCAUGAUUCAUGAUUUCAGUUAAUGGAGCUAUUGGUGUCUAGGCGUAUGCAUGUUUUGACAUUGGAGAUUAAUUCUUUACAUAUUUGAUGAAGUGGAACAGGCCCAACGACUGGGAGGGGACCAUGAGGGGAUCAAGUGCAUUUCUAGUUAAUACGUAGCGUAUCAUUCAAUCUCCUUUAAAUAACGCCAAAUUCAUUCAUCAUGGUAUCCAAUAUCAUUCAUGACUCUCC